AUGAAUGUGAGCAAUGUGGAAAGACAUUCAAACAGAGCUCUAGUCUUGUUAUACACCAGAGAAUCCACACUGGGGAGAAACCUUAUGAAUGUACACAAUGUGGAAAGGCAUUCACACAGAGGGCCCAUCUUGCUCAGCAUCAGAGAAUGCACAUUGGAGAGAAACCUUAUGAAUGUGAACAAUGUAGAAAGACAUUCACAAAUAACUCCAGUCUCACUAUACACCAGAGAAUACACACUGGAGAGAAACCUUAUGAAUGCAAUCAAUGUGGAAAGACAUUCAGAUACAGCUCCAAUCGUGCUCUACAUCAGAGAAUCCAUACUGGGGAGAGACCUUAUGAAUGUAAGCAAUGUAGAAAGACAUUCAGACACAGUUCCAGUCUUGCUGUACAUCAGAGAAUCCACACUGGGGAAAAACCUUAUGAAUGCAAGCAAUGUGGAAAGACAUUUAAACAGAGACCCCAUCUUGCUGAACAUCAGAGAAUGCACACUGAAGAGAAACCUUAUGAAUGUGAGCAAUGUGGAAAGACAUUCAAAGGAAGGUCCAAUCUUGCUAUACAUCAGAGAAUCCACACUGGGGAAAAACCUUAUGAAUGUAAGCAAUGUGGAAAGACAUUCACACAGAGCUCCCAUCUUGUUGAACAUCAGAAAAUCCACACUGAAGAGAGACCUUAUGCAUGCAAACAAUGUGGAAAGACAUUCAAACAGAGGCUCCGUCUUGCUGAACAUCAGAGAAUGCACACUGAGGAGAGACCUUAUGAAUGUGAGCAAUGUGGAAAGACAUUCAAAGGAAGGUCCAAUCUUCGUAUACAUCAGAGAAUCCACACUGGGGAAAAACCUUAUGAAUGCAAGCAAUGUGGAAAGACAUUCACACAGAGAUCCCAUCUUGCUUUGCAUCAGAGAAUCCACACUGGGGAGAAACCUUAUGAAUGCAAUCAGUGUGGAAAGACAUUCACACACAGUUCCAGUCUUGCUGUACAUCAGAGAAUUCACACUGGGGAGAAACCUUAUGAAUGCAAUCAGUGUGGAAAGACAUUCACAUACAGUUCCAGUCUUGCUGUACAUC
Molecule: messenger RNA, 1065 nt
Organism: Gracilinanus agilis (Agile Gracile Mouse Opossum)
Lineage: Eukaryota; Metazoa; Chordata; Mammalia; Didelphimorphia; Didelphidae
Product: zinc finger protein 781-like
Exons: 3
Source: RefSeq, a predicted model, not a curated record